AUGUCUGACAUUGAGAUGGCGAACUCCGCAACCGCGGCCGCGGCUGCUUCCAAGACCGAGAGACUCCCCAUUACCGUCUCAAAGCCUUCCCCUUACACAUUCGAUCUUGGCCACCUGCUCGUCAACGACCCCAAUCCUCUCGAGCUCCCUGCGACUGAGAAGCUCAACGACUCUCUGAAAGCGACAGCCCGCGACGGCGUUCAAGUCCUGCUGAACCAGCUCCUGACCACCUGCGAGAUCAAGACCUCCGUCGCCGACGGCGUGCUGCUCACCCUGCCCGCACCCAACAUCCACCUCCCGCGCCACAAGCCGCUGCCCACCCCCAAGGCGCCCACGAAAUGGGAGCUGUUCGCCCGCAAGAAGGGUAUCGGCAAGUUCAACCAGAACCCCGGCAAGGCCGGUAUGGACAAGGAGCGCCGCAAGAAGCUCGUCUACGACGAGGCCACCGGCGAGUGGGUGCCGCGCUGGGGCUACAAGGGCAAGAACAAGGACGACGAGAACCAGUGGCUUGUUGAGGUCGAUGAGACGAAGUGGAAGAAGGAGGCGGAGGCUAAUGCCCAGGGAAGCUCCAUCCGUGGUAUGUCGCGGACUGAGCGCAAAGAGCGGAUCAAGCGCAAUGAGCGUAAGCAGCGCUCGAACGAGAAGAGAUCCAACCCUGCCCGUGAGAAGUAA
Molecule: messenger RNA, 672 nt
Organism: Penicillium paradoxum
Lineage: Eukaryota; Fungi; Ascomycota; Eurotiomycetes; Eurotiales; Aspergillaceae
Product: ribosome biogenesis protein RRS1
Exons: 2
Coding region: 1-672 (223 amino acids)
Biological process (GO): ribosome biogenesis; ribosomal large subunit export from nucleus; endonucleolytic cleavage in ITS1 to separate SSU-rRNA from 5.8S rRNA and LSU-rRNA from tricistronic rRNA transcript (SSU-rRNA, 5.8S rRNA, LSU-rRNA)
Cellular component (GO): nucleus; nucleolus; preribosome, large subunit precursor
Molecular function (GO): protein binding
Source: RefSeq, a predicted model, not a curated record